GGAGACCCACUGCUGGUGACACUCUCCUCCUGUGAAUUUGGGUGAAUUUGGGCAGGCUCACCUGUGGGCAGACUCAAAUCCCCUGCCGUGGAAUCACCAAGUGUGGUUGUGUGUGAGCGUUUCACUGUGAGGGCAGUUUGUUCAGUGUAUCGGAUGCUUGCAUUGUACACAUGUGUGACUGCUCUUUAUCUAAGGGUCCAUAUCAAAAAUUUGCUCCACUGGCUGUGAUUGAAUGUGUGACAGGGUAGGACUCCUGGCACAGAAGUGAGAGCUCCUGUUGGCAUUAGGGGCUCAUCAGGGCACAACGGCGAGCGACUGUCUCUGCUUGCAUAAAGCAUUGCCCUGUGGUGCCCAAUUCACUAUGCAGGAUAGCCAACACACAUUAACGUGCGCAAUUGGAGAGCAAAUGGUAAAGUGCAAAAAAGUGUGUAUGCUUGCUUGUGUGACAGCAUUUUCAACAAGAAAAUGUGCUAGCAUUGGCCAUUGUGCAAGUCAUUUGUGUGCAUAACUGAGUUUUGCAUGCUGACAAGUGUAUAAGUGUGUGACAGGACCUAGUUGCAAGGUUUUUUAUUUUGUGUGUGUGUGUUGCCCAUCUCCAUUGAUGGAAAAAUCCAAAGUAGACCUAGAGUCCGGAGCAAACUACCAAGGUGAAGUCAGUGAGGAAUUGUUUCUGGAUGAGCCCCCCGCCCGGCCUGCCUGGGGAUCCAAGGCCCAAUAUAUCCUAGCUCAAGUUGGUUUCUCUGUGGGGCUUGGCAACGUUUGGCGGUUCCCCUACCUCUGCCAUCAAAAUGGGGGAGGAGCUUUCCUGCUGCUGUAUUUGCUGCUCCUCUUCGUCAUUGGGAUUCCACUCUUCUUCUUGGAACUGGCAGCCGGACAGAUUAUCCGCCAAGGCAGCAUUGGGGUCUGGAAGCACAUCAGCCCCCGCCUAGUGGGCAUUGGCUUUGCAAGCUGCAUAGUAUGCUCCUUUGUUGCGCUGUAUUACAAUGUCAUCAUUGCCUGGAGUAUUUACUACCUGGGCAAUUCCUUCCAGCUUCCCCUACCUUGGGAAAGUUGCCCAGAAGCAUCCAACCACACAGAAGAAGAAAGGGAGUGCACCCUCAGUUCUCCCACCACCUACUUCUGGUACCGUAACGCCUUGAACGUGACCGGCUCCAUUGAGGAGAGUGGAGGCUUCAAUCCAGCUCUUGCCGGCUGCCUCUUUGCAGCGUGGGCCCUGGUGUGUCUCGCCAUGAUUAAAGGCAUCAAGUCCUCUGGCAAGGUUCUGUAUUUCAGUUCUCUGUUUCCCUACGUGGUUCUCUUCUGCUUCCUCGUGCGGGCAUUGCUGCUAGACGGGGCAAUGGAUGGAAUCAGGAUCAUGUUCACACCCAAGCUGUCCAUCUGGGGUGACAUGCAGGUCUGGCGCCAGGCAGCCACCCAGGUGUUCUUUGCGCUGGGCCUGGGUUUCGGCACCAUCAUCGCUUACUCCAGCUACAACCCGCGAGACAACAACUGCCACAUUGACGGGUUGCUUGUCUCCAUCGUCAACUUCCUCACCUCGGUGCUGGCCACGCUGGUCGUGUUUGCUGUGCUGGGCUUCCGGGCCAAUAUCAUCGCCCAGGCUUGCAUGGAAAGCAACAUAGACAAGCUGUAUCACCUACAAUUCAGUGGCUCCCUCCCCCUUGAGCUACUCCCUGCCAGGAAUGUCUCAACCGCUCAGUACAGCAUCUGGUAUCGGGGACUUCCCAAUGAAACGGAGACACAGUUGCUGGAGUUGGGGAUUGGGAACUGUCGUGUCGAGGAUGAGAUGAACAAGGGUGUAGAAGGCACAGGCUUGGCCUUCAUCGCUUUCACCGAGGCCAUGACCCUGUUCCCCACAGCCCCGUUCUGGUCCGUGCUGUUCUUUUUCAUGCUCCUCAACUUGGGGCUCAGCACCAUGCUUGGAAACAUGCAAGGGAUCAUCACCCCUUUGCUGGACAACUUCCAGAGCCUCCACCGGCGGAGAACCCUCUUCACAGUGUUAUGCUGUGUUGUUGGGUUCCUGUUUGGCCUGCCUUUCGUUCAGCGUUCUGGCAGCUACUUUGUGUCCAUGUUUGAUGACUACUCAGCCACCUUGCCCCUCCUGAUUGUUGUGGCUUGUGAAGCUUUUGCUGUGGCCUGGAUCUAUGGGGCUGACAGGUUCUUAAAUGACAUAGAAGCCAUGCUGGGCUGGCGGCCCUGGGGCAUUUACACCUACAUGUGGCGUUUCAUUAGCCUGGCAUCAAUGCUGUGCCUCCUGAUAGCAAGCCUGGUACGCAUGUGUUUAAGUCGCCCGACCUACCAGGCCUGGAACAAGGAAGAGGCAGAUAAACAACAACUGGAAUACCCACCAUGGGCUCUGGCUCUUCUCAUAAGUCUCAUUGUCGUGGCCGCCCUUCCCAUCCCAAUCAUGUUUGUCCAGCAGUUGUUGCUAGAGUGGAUGGCUCCAACAGUACAACCUGUGCCCACUAAGGAAGAAGACAACAAGGAGGAGGAAAAAGAGAGUCCAGCUGAUCCUGAUUACCAAAUUAAUGGGUAUCUGCCUGUUCGGACAGAAGACAAACAGGACUUCUAGCUGGAAUGUACCCUGGUCAGAACGUGACCCAACAGGUCUCCUAAAUCAUUCUCAUCUUUGAUAAAUCCAUCAUAGUAUUUUUCCCUUCCAGCCUCAGCCUCAGUGAUAUCAGGGCUGGUAUUUGUUUAGACCCUUCUGGCGUUAUUUGUCCAGUGGAUGGAUGCCAAAGAUGGGACAAACCAAUGAAACAGGAAACCAAAAUGGUUUCCACAGCUGAUCUCUCUAAACCUACUGAAGGCCAACUGUGGCUUAAGACAUGAAGACUCUGAAGACAAGGAAAGAGGACUCAAGGGACCUCGGAAAGAUUAAAAGUGAUGUACAGGUGACCCAAGGUGAACCGAAAUUUGAAAACCUCAAAGAGUCAGCUUGCAGCUCAUGCUACAGCCACAGAAGUCUGUGUUGGUUUUCCAGAAGAUGCUUCUGCAGUGUUCUAAUACCUCCAUGUUUAUUGAGAUGCAAGACUUACAAAGUUUUGUGACUAACCCUGGGAGGCUAAAGGGCUGUGCUUAGAGCAUAGUGAGAAUCAUCGGGAUCCAAGAAGGGAAAUGACGGUCCAAAACCUGAUGGGGGUUUGUCUCUUUUUGUUCAAGUACCUGUUACAAUUGCUGCCCACAUUCACUCCUCUCUACCUCCCACUGUUUCCUCUGUUCCCCCUUCCCAGGUCUGGAUUAAAGGGUAAACAUCUUA
This is a messenger RNA of Heteronotia binoei (common prickly gecko), 3256 nucleotides long. It is a transcript of the gene SLC6A16, whose product is annotated as solute carrier family 6 member 16. The coding region runs from base 602 to 2569 and encodes 655 amino acids. The record is from RefSeq and is a predicted model, not a curated record. The transcript has 12 exons. Gene Ontology annotation, cellular component: membrane. Gene Ontology annotation, biological process: sodium ion transmembrane transport. Lineage: Eukaryota; Metazoa; Chordata; Lepidosauria; Squamata; Gekkonidae.